GGCGGCAGGCGUGACCUUCCCAACAUGGCGGCGGCCCGGCGUGUGUGAGGGCGGGCCCCGGAGGCGCCCAGGCCAAUGGUGGACCGCGAGAGGCGCGGGGGCGGGGAAGACAGCCGCCGCAUGCCCAACCCGAGGCUCGGGAGGUGGCUGGGGAAUGAAUUUUCUGGAAGGCGACUUUAAAGGCGCCAGGCCCGAGCGAAGGGCGUUUUGGUGUCGCAGCCGCCUAAGGGGGCCUGGGCGGGGGCGCGUUAGUGGCAGGAAGCGAGCUGUGCCGAGGUCGCCGCGGAACCAGCUGGUGACCCUGCAGGAUGAACCACAAGAGUAAGAAGCGGAUCCGCGAGGCCAAGCGGAGUGCGCGGCCGGAGCUCAAGGACUCGCUGGACUGGACGCGGCACAACUACUACGAGAGCUUCUCGCUGAGCCCAGCGGCCGUGGCGGAUAACGUGGAAAGGGCAGAUGCUUUACAGCUGUCUGUGGAAGAAUUUGUGGAGCGGUAUGAAAGGCCUUACAAGCCCGUGGUUUUGCUGAAUGCCCAGGACGGCUGGUCUGCGCAGGAGAAAUGGACUCUGGAGCGCCUAAAAAGGAAAUACCGGAACCAGAAGUUCAAGUGUGGUGAGGAUAACGAUGGCUACUCAGUGAAGAUGAAGAUGAAAUACUACAUCGAGUACAUGGAGAGCACUCGAGAUGACAGCCCCCUUUACAUCUUUGACAGCAGCUAUGGUGAACACCCCAAAAGAAGAAAACUUUUGGAAGACUACAAGGUGCCCAAGUUUUUUACUGAUGACCUUUUCCAGUACGCAGGGGAGAAACGCAGGCCCCCUUACAGGUGGUUUGUGAUGGGGCCACCACGCUCUGGAACUGGGAUUCACAUCGACCCUCUGGGAACCAGUGCCUGGAAUGCCUUGGUUCAGGGCCACAAACGCUGGUGCCUGUUCCCGACAAGCACUCCCAGGGAGCUCAUCAAGGUGACACGGGAAGAAGGAGGGAACCAGCAGGAUGAAGCUAUUACCUGGUUUAAUGUGAUUUAUCCCCGGACACAGCUUCCAACCUGGCCACCUGAAUUCAAACCCCUGGAAAUCUUACAAAAACCAGGAGAGACUGUCUUUGUGCCAGGAGGCUGGUGGCACGUUGUCCUCAAUCUUGACACUACUAUUGCCAUCACCCAGAAUUUUGCCAGUAGCACCAACUUCCCUGUUGUAUGGCACAAGACGGUAAGAGGGAGACCAAAGUUAUCAAGGAAAUGGUAUAGGAUCCUGAAGCAAGAGCACCCUGAGCUGGCAGCCCUGGCAGACUCGGUUGACCUUCAGGAGUCCACGGGGAUCGCCUCCGACAGCUCCAGCGACUCCUCCAGCUCCUCCAGCUCCAGCUCGUCAGACUCAGACUCCGAGUGUGAGUCUGGGUCUGAAGGUGACGGGACAAUGCACCGCAGGAAGAAGAGGAGGACGUGCAGCAUGGUGGGCAACGGGGACACCACCUCCCAGGACGACUGUGUGAGCAAAGAGCGCAGCUCCUCCAGGUGACCAAGCACGGCUGUUGUCUGUGUAGGAGGACAUGCUUGCAGCCAGGGGCCGGACCCAGGGAGGGCAGCCCAGUGGCUCCUGCAGACAAGGGGAGGGCUGACAGAAGCCAGAGAAUGAGGACGCCCUUGGAACCUGAAUCCAUUCACUUAGCGUUUGCUCCGGUAGCUGUCUCUGCUGCCAAUGCAGACAAACCUGGCUUGUUUUAUGCAUAAAGGCAAGAGUAUGUGAAUGGUGCCAAGAAAACCCUUUACGGUAUUUAAUAAAAAUUGAAUCCAUUUUA
Lemur catta (Ring-tailed lemur) is the source of this 1800-nucleotide messenger RNA. RefSeq names its product jumonji domain containing 6, arginine demethylase and lysine hydroxylase (gene JMJD6). Gene Ontology annotation, biological process: phagocytosis. The transcript has 6 exons. Gene Ontology annotation, cellular component: cytoplasm; nucleus. The record is from RefSeq and is a predicted model, not a curated record. Bases 309 to 1520 code for a protein of 403 amino acids. Gene Ontology annotation, molecular function: P-TEFb complex binding; histone H4R3 demethylase activity. Lineage: Eukaryota; Metazoa; Chordata; Mammalia; Primates; Lemuridae.